Messenger RNA from Zygosaccharomyces rouxii, 1836 nucleotides. RefSeq lists its product as uncharacterized. Lineage: Eukaryota; Fungi; Ascomycota; Saccharomycetes; Saccharomycetales; Saccharomycetaceae. The record is from RefSeq and is a predicted model, not a curated record. The transcript has a single exon. Bases 1 to 1836 code for a protein of 611 amino acids.
AUGAGCGUAUCGGUGGAUUUUGGUACUAGACCCUCUUCUGUAGAAGAGCUUCCUACAACCCGAAAUGAAUCUGGCGGGAAAUUAGUAGAAGAAGCAUUUGACUACUUUACCUGUAUGGAAAUCGGUAAAUCUAUUGAACAGAAAGCCGCUAAAACCAAAAAAAUCGAUGAAGAAACACUUUCUAAUGAAAUUAUUGGACAGUUCUCCAAAUUACAAGCACCAAAGGGUAAUGUUAAAUUUGGGGAUAAGGAAAUUGUGAUUUUCAAUGAAGAUGAGAGGAUAGGGCACUCCAUGAAGGCUAACUCGUCGGUUGAUAACGUUAUUCUGCCACUCCCCAUUCUUAAAAUUAGCCAGAAAGGUGCAUCUGAUAUUAAAUACAUGGAACCAGACAAUAAAAUGGCGACCCAGCAGGAAAGACUUUUUGAAGUAUUCCGUAGGUGUUAUACUCUUUGUAAUUUGCCUAUGAGUCAAUUUGACGAGAACAAUCCAUUCAAAUCAUUGAAAAAACUUUGCGAAGGUAUUAAAAAAUCUUUUAAAGCUAAAGAUGAAUGUUAUAAAUAUAUAAGGUACGAAGAGAAUAGAAGGCUCUCUCAGGAGAUUAGAAAGUUGAAAGAUACCAUUCAAGAGUUAAAGGAUGAUAGACAUAAUUCCUUGGUAUUGCUUCAAAUUAAUAAACUUCAAAAACAUAACAAUGAGUAUAGAAACGAGAUUAAGGAUUUAACCGCCCAAGUCACAAGUACAAAUUACGAAAAUUCUGAAUUGCGAUCCAAUAUUUCAGAACUUCAAACUACAAAGAACCAAUUGAUGGAAAAAUUAGGGACUGCAUUGGCCAGGUCUGUGGAGUUGGAAAAUAACCAAGAGGAAAAAAUUGAGUUGACUAAGCAAAAUACAAAAUUGAAUAAUGAUCAUGGAAAGUUGAAUGAUGAGCAUGAACGUUUAACCAAAAAGUACGAAUCACUAGAGGAAGAAUAUACAAAAGUGACCCACUCUAACGAAUCACUUACCGCUAAAGUGGAUGCUUUAACAACAACUGUGCAAGGAUGGACCCAUGAUCAUAGUGAAUUGAAAUCAGCCCAUGAUAUCCUUAAAUCUAUAAACAAAGACUUGAACAGUAAACUUUCAAAAGAAAGUACGAAUGUGGGUGAACUAGAAGCUGAAAAUUCUAAAUUGCAAAGGGAUUCGCAAGAUUCCAAAAUAGCAUUUAAGACUAAACUUCAAGAGUUAAUCGAUGAAAAUAUAGAUUUAAAAUCACAAGUGGAAAAAUGGCGAGUAGAAUUUGAACAAGUACAAACCAAAUACGAUAAAUUGAAUUUGGAACAAAGGGAAAUUGUUAAGCAACGGGAAAAAUUUCGUCGUGAUUCAGAUCAAACGUUUAAGAAAACAGUUGAAUUGCAAUUACAAUUGGAUCAACAUGUAAAAUAUAGAGAGCAAGCGAUUAAAUUCAAUGCUGAAAGAGAAGCGUGCUUGAUAACUUUGAAAAAACUAGAUUUUGAGUAUUGUCAUUUACAAAAGUCCUUUGAACAGGCGUGCGUGCAUAAUCGCGAACUCUUAGAAUUUCAACAAGCCGCCGAGCGAGUGGUACAAGAUAUGAAUUCCAAAAUUGUUAACCUAGAAAAAAGUAAGAAAACGGACGCAUUUAAGAUCGAUACACUAACACGCCAGGUUCUAAAACAAACCGAUAAACUAGAUGAAUUGCAACUACAAUUAACUUCUUGGAAGCAACGACAAAGGCUGAAUGGCAGAAAAGCCAGUGGAAAGCGCGAUAUAUUAAGAUCCCUUGCCAACACAAAGACUCUAUUAGAAGAUCCGAUGACUUUAAGUAAAAACGUUUGUUAG